Molecule: messenger RNA, 2470 nt
Organism: Protomyces lactucae-debilis
Lineage: Eukaryota; Fungi; Ascomycota; Taphrinomycetes; Taphrinales; Protomycetaceae
Product: Spt20 family-domain-containing protein
Exons: 1
Coding region: 167-2077 (636 amino acids)
Biological process (GO): regulation of transcription by RNA polymerase II
Cellular component (GO): SAGA complex
Molecular function (GO): transcription coregulator activity
Source: RefSeq, a predicted model, not a curated record
AAGCAUCGCCCACCCUCGAAGCUAGACUCUGUCAAAGCACAUUUGAGUCUGGUGCCUGCUGGAGCGACGUCGCGAUCUCAACAGCACAACGACGACCGCAACAGGCACGCACACCCAACAAAAAGGCCGGCAUCGAGGCCGCGCAAGGGACGCUGCCUGUCGCUAGAUGGAGACGCGAGGGGUGACAGCGGCGACAAAGGUCCCAGAGCCCAAACCGGCAGCUGCAAACAACGCUUCGGGAACGACGCCGCGCAUCAAGAUCAAGCAGCCAUCGUAUCGCGCGACUUUACUGCGGUUGAGCAACUCUAUCUCGCAUUCAAGUGCAGAGAUCUUGCAGCGCUAUAGCAAGAAUGAGCCAUCUCUCAUCCUGCACUUUCAUCAGCAACAUUGGCGGUUCGAGCAGCAAGACGGCAUCUUCCUUUACAACAGCCAGGGCCGCCAAAUACUGGAGUGCAUCCGCAAUGAACAGAUUCCAGUUGACUGUUUAGAGGUGUUUCGGGAUGUCAAAAUCAAGUACUACGAAGGCUGUCUCAUCUUGAGACUGGUUGACCACCGGUCAACGCCGCCGACCAUCCUGCAUACCGCGUUGCGUCCUUCGCCAGAGUCAAUAUGGACAGAGAUGCUGCUCUAUAGUGAACAGACGCAGGGCAACUUUACAGAUGCAAAAGCACUGCUGGUUGAGAGUGAUAUUCUCGUGGCCACGAAUCCACCACUCAACCUUAAACCUGCCGUUCAUCCAGCUCAAGUCGCGCAGUACCUCACCGACCUGCGGGAUCCACCCUUGCCGCGAAGCAAGCGUCGCAGAGGCGUCACGCACGAUAGUGAGCGCGAUAAGCUCAUGUUCCUGUAUGAUGAAGGGCACGGCAAGGACUUUGCGCCUGACUUCAAGCGACUCGCCUUUGUUGAAGCGCAUCGUCGCAAACGAGCUCUUGCAGCACAACGUACAGGUGCCACUGCUGCUACUGGUGCCGCUGGAGGACCUGCAGGAAAUGUACUGACGCCUGGUCAUGCGCCAAUCCGCAGCGGGACCACUACUGUGCCUGCCAUCCCGGCCAAUGCGACGCCAGAAGAAGCACUCGCUGCACAACAGCAACAAGUCCAACAGGCUCUUGCGGCGAACAGAUCAUCUGCAUCGCCAGCCAUCAAAGCUUCGCAGCAGACGCCCAUGUCGUUGCAGCAACAACAGCAAAUGGCACAACUCUCUCAACAGCAGCAACAAGCUGCAAUGGCCGCUGCAACGGCCAUGUCGAAUGGCAAUGCCUCACAACAACAACAGCAACAACAACAACAGCAAGGAUUGAUGUCCCAACAGCAGCAAUUACAGCAACAGCAAAUAUCAAUGCAAGGUAUGUCUGCUAACGGGGCUUUUGCAGCACGUCAAGCGCAAGUCCAAGCAGCUGCGAAACGUACAGGCCAGUCGCCGCAGAUGCCAAGACAAGGCAUGACACCUCAACAAAUGGCACAACAACUCGCCAUGCACCAAGCUCAACUACAACAACAGCAACAGCAACAUCAAAAUGGCAAGCUACAGCAAGCUGGGCAAGGAAAUAAUCAAAUGUUUGAUGAUCUUGCUCGACAGCAACAAAUCAUGCUCCAGCAACGCGCCAUGGCUAUUCGCAAUAUGCAAGCACAGAAUGCUGCUCGUCAACAUGCAGUGGCUGCGGCCGCGGCGGCUGCUCAAACAGGACAAUCACCAUCUCCUGGUUCGAUGCAUGCAAGGCUGCCACAAGGUGGCAAUUCAGGUGGACGAUCACAGACUUCAUCACCAGCCAUGCAUGCUGCCAAUUUACAAAAUGGUGGGCAUGUCGGUGGUUCACCAGCAUUGCAACAACAGAUGUUACAGCAGCAAAUGCAGAUGCAAGCGAUGCAAGCUGCAGCAGCGGCGAAUGGUGGUGGAGGCGGUGGUCGUGGUGCACCAACGCAAUUACAGUUGCAGCAGAUGAGACAAGCGCAUUUGGUGCAGCAGCAACAGAUGGCGUUCAAUAAUGCGAAUGCGCAAGCACAGCAGCAAGCGCAUUUGCAGGCGAAAGCACAGGCUGCUGCCGCUGCCUUGGCUCAACAGCAUGGAGGCAAGUAAUCAAGUUUUUUUGGACGAUGAGAAUAAGCAACGAGAUACAAAUGAAAGCAAUAAAGUUGAGACAAAUUAGUUCUUGUUGGGGAGAGAGAGACCUAAGGGUCAUAAAAGUAGUGCAAUAAACCGACUUCUUGACCCAAAGAUUACACCAUCCCAAUUGUUGUAUUGCUUUAGAAAGCCACCCACCAAGCAAAGACAAACACCAAUGCAGUAAACACCGUCGUCAAGAUCCAUGCACCUGCACGAUCCGCGUUUGUGGCUGGUGUGAUCACCUUGAUACCAGCAGCUGUGCGUGAAUCACCCGAUGUUCCAGCGGCGGCAUCUCCACGAGACGAACCACCUGUUGCGUUUGUGAAUGGAGCUUGCGCGUAGAUGGCGAGAUUGGCUUGAAUUGUU